This is a messenger RNA of Drosophila bipectinata, 1945 nucleotides long. The record is from RefSeq and is a predicted model, not a curated record. Lineage: Eukaryota; Metazoa; Arthropoda; Insecta; Diptera; Drosophilidae.
UGGCAGCUCUAUUUGGCGGUUAACAGAGCUAUGUUAUUAAAUAUUUUUACUUCUUCUGGCAACGCUUUUGAAAACACAAAUCCAAAAAACGUGCAUUAUUUUGAAAGGAAAACAACAAACGAAAAAUGGAUGAGCACGAUAUAUUCAAGUUGAUUACUGCGGGUGUACGCUUCACCAAAAAGCCCAAGACAGUGCCUCAAAAAGUGGCACCGGUUGUCCAGAUUCCCCAACAACAAAAUCAAGUGAAGAGUGAAGAUAACUCAGAGGACGAUGCAGAGGAGCCCUCAGAAUUCAGAUUACUUAGUGGAGAAGCCGCAGAGCCAAAACGCAAGAAGCCGAAAAAAGAAAAGGCGCCUUCAGCGGACGAACUGGCCGCAAAUGAGGCUGCUGAAGUCCGGAAACUAAAUAACAUCAGUGUGCUGGGAAAGAAUGUGCCAGCUCCUUUGACUAGUUUCGAGGACCUGACCAAGGACUACAAGCUACUCCCACGCCUUCAGCAAAAUGUGCUUUCCCGCGGCUUUGCCCAGCCCACUCCCAUUCAGAUGCAGGCCUUGCCGGUUCUCCUGCAACGUCGCGCUCUAAUGGCCUGUGCACCAACUGGAUCCGGAAAGACGCUAGCCUUCCUAACUCCACUCAUCAACGGCCUAAGAGCUCACAAAACCACUGGCCUGAGAGCUCUGGUACUAGCGCCCACACGAGAAUUGGCCCAACAAAUAUAUCGCGAGUGCGCGGAGCUCACCCGGGAAACUGGGCUUCGCACCCAUUUCAUCAGCAAGGUGAGCGAGGCAAAGCAAAAACAUGGCACUGAAUGUAAACAGCGUUACGACAUCUUGGUCUCCACACCGAAUCGAGUGAGGUUCCUGCUUCAACAGCAGCCGCCUCUGUUGGAUUUGUCUCAAGUGGAGUGGUUUGUUCUCGACGAGGCUGAUCGAUUAAUGGAGGAAGGACAAAACAACUUCAAAGAGCAGUUAGACGACAUUUAUGCGGCCUGCACGAAUCCAUCAAAGUGUGUGGCCUUCUUCAGUGCCACAUACACAGUUCCCGUGGCCAAAUGGGCCCUUAGACACCUCAAAAACCUAGUGCGAGUCACCAUUGGCAUACAGAACACCGCCACUGAUUCAGUGCAACAAGAAUUAUUGUUUGUUGGAUCGGAGAGCGGAAAGUUGGUGGCCGUGCGAGACCUGGUGCGUCAGGGCCUUCAGCCGCCGGUGCUGGUCUUCGUCCAGAGCAAAGACCGCGCGAAACAGUUAUUCGAGGAGCUUCUCUACGAUGGCAUCAAUGUGGACGUGAUCCAUGCCGAACGCAGCCAGCAUCAGCGGGAUAACUGCGUGCGAGCCUUCCGCGAGGGAAGUAUUUGGGUGCUUAUCUGCACAGAACUUAUGGGAAGAGGUAUUGACUUUAAGGGAGUCAAUCUGGUGAUCAACUACGACUUCCCGCCAACGACUAUAUCGUACAUCCAUCGCAUUGGACGAACUGGAAGGGCAGGUCGACCUGGUCGGGCCAUAACAUUCUUUACUCAGGACGACACCGCGAAUCUUAGAAACAUUGCCCAGAUUAUUAAAAAUUCCGGAGGUACCGUUCCCGAAUAUAUGCUACAAAUGAAAAAGGUUCGUAAGUCGGAGGCUAAGAUGCGCGCCAAGAAGCCUCUAGAUCGCGAGGACAUUACGACUAAAAUUCGUCCGGAAGGAAAGGACGAUUCGAAGCAAAAGUCAGCCAAACAUAAAAAAAUUGAAAAAACAGAAAAGGUUUUGAAAAAAAGAAAAAAUAUCGAGAAUUCCUUAGGGACCAAGUUGAAAAAACUUGAGAAAGUUAAAGGUGAUUUAAAACCGCAAAUUAAAAGAAAUCUAAUGGGAAAAUUAAAGAAAACAAAAGCAUAACCGUAAAAUUGUUAAACUAAGUUUAAAAUAGGAACUGAAAUAAAAAAGAUUGUUAAAUUAAUCGUAUA